AUGCUUACGGAGGAUUCCGACGCUGAAAUGAAGGAACGCGAGCAGUUUGAAGACCAGUACCACAAGCUGGCCGCGGCCGCGCGGGGCUUGCUCAGCGCGCGUCGCUGCCAGCAGCGCGAUAACGGUUCCGUUUCGAGCAACGAUGAUGUUCAGAGACACCUUGUCACUCACCUUACUUACGAGGAAAUGUCUACGUGCCUCACGCAAGUUGAGGCUAUUCUUAAUUCACGUCCCUUGACCCAGCUUUCAUCUGAUCCUUUUGACCUUUCCCCCCUUACUCCUGCUCAUUUCUUAAUUGGACGAUCACUCAUAUCCAUACCGCAUCCGCAAAUCAUAGACGAUCACAUAACUCGCCUUGACCGCUACAAAAGAAUCGAGCACAUCAAACAGCAUUUUUGGCAACGCUUCUCGCUGGAGUACGUUAGUCAGCUGCAACAAAAGCUCAAGUGGCAAGACUCUAGGAGCGAGAUAAAACUCGGCUCCCUUGUUCUCAUUAAGGACCGUACUCUUCCUCCCCUGCUAUGGUCGUUAGGAAGGGUAAUCGCAACCUACCCUGGGAGUGAUGGAAUCGUCAGAGUCGCCGAGUUGAGGACAAAAAGAGGAACCAUCCGAAGGGCCUUUAAUAACAUCUGCCCUCUUCCAGAACUUUGAAGCCUUCUUCAGCAGCCUUCAACCCGGGGAGCAUGUCGCGGACCGGUCUUGACGCACGGGAGGAGACGUGCGGGAGGAAUCCCACCACCACGAGCAGCGCGCCGUCCGCCGAGCGCGCCACACACUCGAUUGGGCCCCCAGCCGUACAUAGCACGUAUUACUCGUUCGGACCUCCAACUCGCGAUCGCCAUUUUGUAUCACCACGUCGUAGUUUAAUACUUAAACCUAAUUGUAAACGGCUAUUAAACCAGCCCUAUU
Molecule: messenger RNA, 909 nt
Organism: Ostrinia furnacalis (Asian corn borer)
Lineage: Eukaryota; Metazoa; Arthropoda; Insecta; Lepidoptera; Crambidae
Exons: 2
Coding region: 1-651 (216 amino acids)
Source: RefSeq, a predicted model, not a curated record